AAUUCGGCUCCCAGAUUUAGCAAGUGGCACGCUUCCAUCUAUAAACUCAUUCAUUCCACACCCACGCAGCUCAGCUAGCUAGAGAGUGAAAGCCAGUACAGGAGAAGCAGAGCAAAUAUCUUCCCCCGGCCGGCCCUCUCUUCUCCGAUGGAUCAAGCUCUCCAUGGCGCAGCUGCCUCCCUAGACCUGUCCCUGACCCUGGCCCCCGUGACACCGCCACCACCGGCAGCACCCCCGUCCUCCUCCUUUUGGGCUGAAGGAGACGCCGCUGCCAACCACGGCGGCCAUGGCGGCCAUGACGGCGAAGCGAGAUCGAGGCGGCUGUUCUCGUGCCUCUUCUGCGACAAGAAGUUCCUCAAGUCUCAGGCGUUGGGGGGCCACCAGAAUGUGCACAAGAAGGAGCGGGCCGGCAGCUGGAACCCUCACCUCUACCUCCAACCCGACCACGGCGACUGGCCGGCCGCCGCGGCAGCAAAGGCGCCGGCGAGAUGGCCAGACGCGCGCCUUGACGACCACGGCGAGAAGCAGUUGCAGCAGCUUGAUCUCAACCUCAAGCUUUAAUUAGCUAACUCGUGCAACGAAAGGAAUCUCUUGGUGCCUGCAUGGGCCAUGCAUGCAAAGCCGUACGACGUCCAGUGGUCCAGGAGGCCAAAGAUCGAGCACUGUGGCCACAGUUGAUGCAUAAUAUUUUUCUUAGAAAGGACGAUGUAUACUAUAGACUGAGGCUUGAGCAAAGUAUGCCAGCUGAAGUGAAGUGUUUGUCUUCGCGUGCAUGCAGGGACAGGCCGAGUCAUAAUUCAGACCUUGUCAGAACGUACUAACUGACGGCGACACAUCUGAUGAGUACGUUUGUGGAGGCAUCUCCUUUUGGCCAUGUGUAGGUUUUCUUGUUAUGUGCCGACAUAUGGUACAUGCAUGUCUUGGCACCUUGGCUAGAUUGAACGG
Triticum aestivum (bread wheat) is the source of this 945-nucleotide messenger RNA. RefSeq names its product probable transcriptional regulator RABBIT EARS. The transcript is spliced from 2 exons. The coding region runs from base 148 to 561 and encodes 137 amino acids. NCBI's taxonomy places the organism in Eukaryota, Viridiplantae, Streptophyta, Magnoliopsida, Poales, Poaceae. Gene Ontology annotation, molecular function: DNA-binding transcription factor activity. The record is from RefSeq and is a predicted model, not a curated record.